Messenger RNA from Neopelma chrysocephalum (saffron-crested tyrant-manakin), 591 nucleotides. It is a transcript of the gene NUDT17, whose product is annotated as nudix hydrolase 17. Gene Ontology annotation, cellular component: cytosol. The record is from RefSeq and is a predicted model, not a curated record. Gene Ontology annotation, molecular function: NADH pyrophosphatase activity. Gene Ontology annotation, biological process: NADP+ catabolic process; NAD+ catabolic process. The annotation marks the transcript as partial. NCBI's taxonomy places the organism in Eukaryota, Metazoa, Chordata, Aves, Passeriformes, Pipridae. The transcript is spliced from 5 exons.
GAGGGCACGUGGAGCCGGGAGAGGAGCUGGUGGCCGCGGGGCUGCGGGAACUGGCCGAGGAGACGGGGCUGACCCUGGAGCCCGGCACCUUCUCCUGCCGCCUGCUCGGACUCUGGGAGUCGCUGUUCCCCCCCGUGCUGGCCCGGGGGCCACCGCGGAGCCACCACAUUGUCGCCUACGUGGGGCUGCGCUCGGAGGAGCCGCGGCACCGGCUGCAGGCGCGGCUGCGGCCGAGCCCCCAGGAGGUCAGUGCCGUGGCCUGGCUGGAGCCGCCGCUCCUCGAGGCCAUCGCGGCCACCGAGGACGGGAACGAGGCACCGGGAGCGGGAUUGGGACCGGGAGCAGGACCGGGAAUGGGAUCAGGACCGGGAAUGGGAUCAGGACCAGGAAUGGUCCCUGGAGCGCUGCCAGACACCGUGGGGAUCCUGGAGCUCAGCGCCGGAGGCCUCCGGAGCACCCACAUUCCCAGCGGGAUCCUCCUGCGGCGGCUCCCGGCCCACGGCCCCGACCUGGAGCGCGUCAGCACCGGCACCAAAUUCGCCCUGGGGAGGUGGCGGGGGGGGGACCCGGAAUAAAGAGAUUCCCGCGGGA